Phasianus colchicus (ring-necked pheasant) is the source of this 2849-nucleotide messenger RNA. RefSeq names its product small integral membrane protein 33 (gene SMIM33). Lineage: Eukaryota; Metazoa; Chordata; Aves; Galliformes; Phasianidae. The record is from RefSeq and is a predicted model, not a curated record.
ACCACCCUGGGAUCAGCACCUGCCUGCAUGGAGGUGAUUGGUGCUGGGCAGUGCCCAUGGCCACAGUGCAAGGGAGGGACAUGCAGGCACUGCCUUGGCCCUGCAUUGCCCUGAGCAGCCCUGGGUCUGCAGAGCUGUUUGUGACCCUGCAUCCCAGGAAUGCUCACAGACAGUGUGUGGUAUUUCUAAGGUGCUGGACCUUAAGAUCUCUCCAAGCCCGGGUCACAGCUAGCAGCAGCUGUGCUGUGAAGUGCUCUUGGCCGAGCAGCAGCUUUCUGUGCACAGCAGCGAGGGCUCCUCGGCUGCCCUAAGGCGAGAGGGAAGCUGGCCGUGUGCGCUCCAUCCAUCCGCGGUGCACGGCGCUCUGCUGCUGCAUCGCUCCUGCUGCAGGAGCGCUCAGCCUCGGGGCUGCCUGGUCUGAAGGCGGAGCAGCGGAGAUACCUUUUGCAAAUUUCUCCUUCUGAAUUGUGUAAAGAGCUCACGCACAGGAGGGCGAUUUUUACGCUAAUUUCUAAGCGCAAUAACAUUUCAAUCCAAGUCAGGGAAAGGAGGGGGGCUUCCUGCGGUUGCAGAGCCGGGGCUGUGCGCACCGAGGGCCGGGAGGUGCUCUCUCCCCGAACAAAAGCCGCUUGUGUGGCAGGCGGCAGCGCGGCGGGGCCGGCGGAGGUUGUUGCGGUGUCCCCUCACAUGGCAGCCGGGCGUGCUGAUGUGGCACUGCGUUAGGUAGGGCAGCACCUCUCGCUGUGGGAUGAGCAGGCGCUUCCUCCUGCGCGGGGAGCCCCGGGCGUGACGUGGCAGUUUGAGGUGAGCCCGGCCGCCCCGCAGCACCUUCCUGCAGCUGCUCUGCUGCCCUGUCCCGCUGGAGGUGAUGCUUCCCCCGGAGCAGGACGCCCAGGUCACCUUGCUCAGCCAUGAAUGCCUCAGCACCCAGCAGCCCGCUGAGGCACCCUGAGCCCCAGGAUGCAGCUGCCUUCACUCCCAUUUCUGUGGUCAGGAGCAUGACAAAGAAGUCUGAUGCCCUGCCCGUCAUCUCAGCCAUCGUCGUCAUCUUUGUUCUCCUGGCCAUCUUCAUCAUUGUCGUGGUGCACUACGGCCCGCAGCUCCGCACCAUCCAGAUUACCCUUUACCAUGAGCCCAUGCCGCAGGACCUGGACGACGGGGUGCACCUCAUGGACUGGAGGAAGUUGGGCUCCCAGAAGAAGCCCUCUCAGCCUGGGCAGUGGGAGCCGGGUGGCAACCUGAGCUGCCAGUGCUCCUGCAAGCACCACCUCCCCUGUGGGAGCAUUGAACCCAACGUCAUCGAGAUCACGUAUCUGUAACAAGGUUUGGGCAGGACCCAAGGGAAAAACAGUGACUGGGCUGUUGGCUCAGCCCAAGACUGGCUGGUUCCUGCACACUGGGGUUGUACCUGUCUCCAGAUAGCCUCACCUAGGAAGCUGUGUCACUGCAGUGACCCAUCAUCAGCCCUGACAUCCAGACCGCUAUCUCCAGGCAGCGCGUGGUGCCAGCCAGGCAAUGACAUUGGUGUUUGAUUGCCCCGAGCCAGAGCUGGGAGUGGGUCAGCCUGCGUGGGACAGCAUCAGCAUCCCUUCUGGUUUUUCUCGCCCUGCUUUCACCCACGCUGCCUGGGAGCACCCAGGAGAGCUGCCUCAGUCUUCUCUCCAUCUGGGGAGUGUCGAGUGAACGCUCAGUCCCUUGGCACAAGCUGGAAGUUGCAUCAUUUGGAAUUGCUUUAAGGAUUAGGGAUGUUUUCACAUACAGUGUCCUCGUUAUUUUGUUUGCGUGGCACAGAAAAGCCACAUGUCCCAUUUUUGCUCCAUGCCACAGCCUGCUUCCCCCUGCUGCAGAACUGAAUGCCGUCCUCCCUCUUGCUGGCUCUGGUGCAGUCCCAGCUGCCCUGACAGCUGCCUUCAGUGCAAUGUGUGCAGUGAUGGGGAUGGGACAACAAACUGGGGCUUCUUCCCAUUCCUCCAGGUGCUGGAUGUUUCUGAUCUGGCUGAUGCUCUGGCUCCCUUCAGCUCACACAUUUCCAGCUUGUUUUACUUUAAAGCGAAGUAGUGGUUGGACUUGUUGGAAAAUGCUGGUGUUCAUAAUAAAUGUAAUUUAUAUUUUUGUUGUUGUUUUCUCUUCUGAUUUUCUUCUGUUUGUUUUCCAGAGGUGACAGUGUGUUUCCAGCUCCCCUAUGCAGAUAAAGUGUGAUGUUUGGGUUGGAACCCUCUGAGAGUCCCUUCUAUAGAAUCACAAAACCAUUAGGGUUGGAAAGAAUCAUUUAGUCCAAGCAUAAACCCAAAGAAUGGCAGCACAGAGUUGUUUGUAACUCAACACACUGGAAUUAACGAGCCCUGAGGAGCUCACAGCCUUCCAAUGGCAGCUCUUUAUGUGAUGCCUGUAGGUUGUGGUGGUCCCAGUGGUCACCCGCACCAUAGGUGAGAAGCCAGCAGAUGAUCUUUGGAAAACCUUUCUGGUUUGUGCCAGGUGUGGAGUGGGAUCACCCACGCAGGGCCAUCGCAGUGUGCUGGCUCUGUGCGUUCAAAGCUGGGAUUGGUUUUGACAAAUGCUUUAGUGGAGAAACAACGGGAGCUUUGGUCGCAGCUCCCCCUAAAGGACAACUGCGGCACCGAGAUGUCGUGUUUGCAAAGAUAAGAUGAAAAACCACUUGCAUAUUAAGGAGAAAGAUAAAAUGGGUAAUUAUUACUAAGCUCAUCAAUCUGCAGCCACUCAGGGCUGAGUGAUGUUGCGAUGUGCUUUGGCCCACAUCUAUCAUUUGUGUGGGAGGAGCUGGGAAACCCCACCUCUUCCAAACUCACUGCCGUUGCUCAGGUGUGUCAAGCUGUCCAAAUAAAGGCAAC